Molecule: messenger RNA, 2875 nt
Organism: Pocillopora damicornis (cauliflower coral)
Lineage: Eukaryota; Metazoa; Cnidaria; Anthozoa; Scleractinia; Pocilloporidae
Product: rasGAP-activating-like protein 1
Biological process (GO): regulation of GTPase activity; intracellular signal transduction
Source: RefSeq, a predicted model, not a curated record
AACAAAUUCCUUUGAUGGUCCGCGGGUCAGACAAUAUAUUAUGAUAUUAUUUGAUAGCUUUUACGCAACUCGGCGCCCAGGGAGUCACAUGGACCGUUAAUGAAUCGGUUUUUAAACUGAGAGUUCUACUCGUAAGGGAGGAGUUUUUCCGUUGUUUCCCGACAAAAAGUUAGGGUGCUAACACCACCGUUGAUCUUGCAUCAGUUUUCCUCUGUUAUACUUGUUUCUGCCAACAGUUCCGCCUUGUAGACGAAAAUCAACCCGGUAAAAUGGCGAAGAGCACUAUUUUGUAUCUUCGCAUUGGCGAGGGAAAGAAUUUACCUCGGAAGGACAUCUCUGGAAAGAGUGAUCCAUACUGCAUUGUGAAAGUGGACAACGAGCCUGUAGCGAGAACUGCCACAGUUUGGAGAGAUUUGGAGCCAUUUUGGGGAGAAGAGUAUACUAUGUUUCUUCCUGUUGGUUUUACGAAUUUGUCUGUUUUUGUUUAUGAUGAGGACACCAUUGGGGUCGAUGAUCUUAUUGGUCGAGUGACAUUUGACCGAGAGACAUUGGCGCAAAGUUCCAAGGGACUGGACAAAUGGUUUCCCGUGUCUUUAGCCGAUAUGCACAACUACUCAGACAUUCAAGGUGAUAUCAGAAUUGAAACAACACUGUUCGAAAAGGGAGAUGUUAAGAAAAUCAGAGCAAAAGUUGUAGAAGUCAGGGACCUUCCCGAGACAGGCCGUAGCAUUUUAGAGCCAUCUGUAAAGCUCACCCUCAGGGAAUCAAGUACAGGUGGUGGUCAGAUGCGAUUAUCAUUACGAGAAACAGUCGUCAAACUCGCAGAGGGGCACAAAAAGAUGUGGAUUCCUGCAAAACAGAAGUGCUUAGAGGUGGACGUGAAAGAACCGCUACAGGAACUAAAGAUGACUGCUGAAGUGAAGAUUGAAUCUGAUGCACUCUGCUGUUUUGGGCAGGUCACGACUUUCCUGUCGAAGCUUAAGCCAGGGCAAACCCGAGACUGUUGGUACAAGCUGCUCCCGAUGCCUCAGUUGAAAGAAAUUAAGACAGAGAAUCUCGGUAGUAUCCGAAUGAAGGUCCGUCUGACUCAAGAACGCGUCUUACCGCAGAAAUGUUACCAGUCUUUAGUAGAGAUUCUUGUCAACUCCGCUAAGGACCCGGAGAGCCUGGAUCCCACAGCGUUGAGCUUAAUAGAACAGCUGACUGCCGCUGACCAAGCAAUACUGGCUCACCAGCUUGUUCGUCUGUUUAUUGGCCAAGAUCUCGUUAUACCGUUUCUCGACUAUCUGACUCUUCGCGAAAUAAGGAAUACAAGUUGUCCUAGGACUCUGUUUAGAGGCAACAGUCUGGCAGCCAAGUGUAUGGAACAAUUCAUGAAGAUUGUAGGUAUGCCAUACCUUUCGGAAACAUUGAAACCAGUUCUCGACAAGAUAUUUGAAGAACGCAAAUACUGCGAACUCGAUCCAUGCAAAGCUGCGGAACGGAAACAAAGCGCUCUCAGACGCCUAAGCUUGAGGCCAGUUGACGAGCAAGACAAGAGCCUGUCAGUGUUGACCACUUACUUAGAAACAGUCAUGAUGUCAAUCCUGAACUCAGUCAAAGAAUGUCCAAGCUACAUGCGCGCGGCCUUCAGGAAUCUCGCUCGAAGAGUCUCGGAUCGCUUUGGUGAUAUACCUGAUUACGAGGACUCUAAGUACACAGCCGUGAGUGGUUUCCUGUUUCUACGAUUCUAUGUGCCAGCAAUACUUGGACCCAAGCUCUUCGGUCUGCGUGAAAACCACGCCGACAAAAAUGUAUCCCGCACCCUAACCAUCCUAGCAAAGACUGUCCAGAAGAUUGGCAACAUAGAACUCCCUCUUCAAAACGGAAAGGAGGAAUGGAUGGGACCACUGUACAAGUGGAUCGCAUUGUACACUGAUGAAGUAAAGGACUUCCUGGAUCAGCUUGCAGACGUGGAAGAUACAGAAGUUCCAGGUUGUGACCACAGGAGGACCGUAUUCAGUCACUCACUGAUCAUCAAGGAAGGCUCUCUCAAGAAAAGUCGCUACAGGGACACCAGGCUGCCAAAGCCGUUCAAGUUCAAAAAGCGCCAUUGUUGGCUCAGCACUGAGAAUUUCCUUUACGCCAAAACAAACGAUUCACAGACAAGGCAGUUUCUUCCAACCAGAAAAAUUCUUGCCGUGGAACGAGUUGACGAGUCAGCUUUUCAAAAACCCAACGUGUUUCAAGUGGUCAGUAAGGGUUAUGAUGAAGCUCUGCAAAUUCUCUACCUCGCCGCUCAGGAUGUGAACGAAAUGAAUCAGUGGCUUUCAGCGAUAAGGAAGACCACUAUUUCUAAUACUAAUCUGCUCAAUUACUUCCAUCCGGGAGUCUUUCACAAAAACAAAUGGACAUGCUGUAAGCGAGUCAUCCAAUCAGCUGGUGGUUGUCAGCGGACACAUACACACGUGACCUUGAGCGACUGGCGAGAUCCAUUGGACCCAGACUCCGAAGCGCAGAUGAUUUUUACACAGCUUCUUCAAAGUCGAGACGAGAUUCGAAAGAAAUUUCUUGGAAUUAAUGAGCAGCGGAAACAUUCUCAAGAAUCCUACGACACAGCGAAAGAUGAAGAGAUAUCAGUAAAGGACUCACAUACGUCUUCAACAGCCGAAAGAGCUAUGGCUACGAAGCUGUUGGAGGUAGUAGAUGAACUCGAAAAGGCUCAUCAAACAUUCGAGGAGAAAGCUAUUAGAAAAUAAGAGGAUUAGAUCAAGAGAAAAAGGACUGAUUGAUAACACUUUGAUACAUGAAGGAAAUUUUCAUAUGUAAACAUACAAGUUAUAUUUUUUUCAACAAGACUGGUCCAAUUCAAAGAUUGUUUCUAAGUUGACAUGGG